GAUGCAGUAGACUCCUCCAUGUGCAGAUCAAGAGAGUGGAAAUCGAAAAUACAUGGUAAAGUUGAUCAUGCUGGAGAUUUUGUUUUGCCACGUACCAUUUGUUUAAAGUCGUGCAAAAGGAACUAUAUAAGUGGGUUUUUUCCCCUCAUAAUCUUUUUUCUCAUCAAUCUCACUUAAAAAAUCUCACGGUGCGUUGGCCAAUCAAGUGAUGCUUUACCUGUUUAAUUUCUACCUGGCAUCUACUUUUUAAAGAUACGAGUACAAUUCAAACUCCUUCAGGUGGUAGUGCUACGAAAAUAAGCACCGUAAGAUUAAAACGGAUGUUGGCUGGGAGACGACUCUUAUUUGUCGCUGUUAUGUGGCUUUUUUAAGGCAGUAGAGAUUUCUCCAUGUGCUGAUACCGAAGGCUUUUUUAAAAAUUGUCCUAGUUUUCCAACCCGAACUUCUCUGAAUAAAGCUAAGUACGGUCAGAUCUGCUUAAUACUUGGACAGAUGACCACGAGGAAAUCCUAUGUCUGUCAGCUAGACUGAGGAGACAUCUCGGAAGAAAACAGUAGAAAAUUGGUUUUGUAUUUUUGCCAAUAACACCAUACGCAGGUGGCAGAAGCUUUCCCUUUCCAGUAAUUUUCUUAAGAACUUUCACCCACGCCGGAUAGAAAGAACUUACUACUCGGAACCGGAAGUGAGGACAAUGCUCUAGGAUUCUAUGUAAUCAAUGUUCCACUAACUGCGACUGAAGGAACCAAGAACGUAGGGCGCUCUGGGACUCUCUACCUCAGUGGUUGAUGUGUCCCACUGUCGAUAGUGGGUGGUGCAUUGUGAUCCGCUCUGCCCGCCUCUGUCGAUGGUGUCGGAGGUCCCGGAAGCGUAGCCGGGACUGUUGGCGAUGAUGGCGGAGAGUCCGGCUGCUGAGGAGGCAGCUUCGGCCGCGGUGCUGGCGGCCCCGACAGGCGGAGGGCCGGGAUCUGGAGCGGGUGGCGGAGGCACGGGCGUCUUCCUGCCAGCCGAGCUCUGGGCGGUGGCGGGGUUGGGUUCGGCAGGAGGCGGAUCUGGAGCGGGAUCUGGAGUCGGGGCUGCGGGAGCCUCGGUGCCCGGAAUUCCCCCUGCUGCGGCCGCCGCCGCCGCCGCUGCCGGAGUGCUUCUUUCACAUUCGGCCUUUUGGGACCCCACGACUAGUGGCGACUGGGACGGAGAGAGGCCAAGCGCUGCCUGCCUGCUCCGCAUCAAACGGGAUAUCAUGUCAAUUUAUAAGGAACCGCCUCCUGGAAUGUUCGUUGUGCCUGACCCCCACGAUAUGACCAAGAUUCAUGCGUUGAUCACAGGCCCCUUUGACACGCCUUACGAAGGGGGUUUCUUCUUGUUCCUGUUUCGCUGUCCUCCAGAUUAUCCCAUCCAUCCACCGCGGGUCAAACUGAUGACAACUGGGAAUAACACAGUGAGGUUUAACCCUAACUUCUACCGAAAUGGGAAGGUCUGCCUCAGUAUUCUAGGCACAUGGACUGGUCCAGCCUGGAGCCCUGCACAGAGCAUAUCUUCGGUGCUUAUAUCUAUACAGUCUUUAAUGACUGAGAAUCCCUAUCACAAUGAACCUGGCUUUGAACAGGAAAGGCAUCCAGGAGACAGUAAAAAUUACAAUGAAUGCAUUCGACAUGAGACUAUUCGCAUCGCUGUUUGUGACAUGUUGGAAGGGAAAUGCCCUUGUCCAGAGCCUUUACGGUAUGUAUUGAGAGACAUCGUGGUUUAACAUACAAAUUCACUUUCUGUACCCCAUUGAAAAACUGGAUGCAUUUGUCAGCUGCACCUUGCCCAUUUCUGGGAAAACUAGCAAUGUAAAAUUCACCAUUUGAGUGUUCAAUCUCCCUUCCUUUUAUACCUGCAUAGUUAAUAGUCUGGCAGAUUCUGCAUGCUACCCUAGAAAAACUUUGUAGUUUUAUAACAUGGCUUCUCAAGCCUUGUACCUUCCAGUUAUGUUGAAUGCUGGCUAAGGAUGAUGGGUGCUCUAGUUAAACAUAUUUGGAGUGCACCAGACUGAGGAAGCCUGGCUUAGGUAAGUAAUGAGAUUGCAGUAUUUAGAUGUGGCAUUUUUUUCUUUUUUUCAUUGGUCCAGAUAGGACAAAGAAAUGCCAUCACUUAAUGUUUGACUUUUCCAUAGGUAGGUUUUUCUUUUCUUUUCUCUUCUCUUCUCUUCU
Python bivittatus (Burmese python) is the source of this 2189-nucleotide messenger RNA. Lineage: Eukaryota; Metazoa; Chordata; Lepidosauria; Squamata; Pythonidae. The record is from RefSeq and is a predicted model, not a curated record.